This is a messenger RNA of Neohortaea acidophila, 933 nucleotides long. RefSeq lists its product as uncharacterized. The transcript has 3 exons. The record is from RefSeq and is a predicted model, not a curated record. The coding region runs from base 1 to 933 and encodes 310 amino acids. Lineage: Eukaryota; Fungi; Ascomycota; Dothideomycetes; Mycosphaerellales; Teratosphaeriaceae.
AUGGACUCCACGCAGUCCACAGGGCGGCGAGACGAGUCGGAGGGAGGCAGCACUCAACUCUCCGCCCAGGACAGGGUAAUGUUGACCUCCGACGAAGUCCAACAGUUCUACGCCAACGCACUGGACGAAAGGUACAGCACCGGAGUCUCGCCGCCUCCGUUGGCAUUUCUCCGCGAGCUGCAAGCACGACAUGCGCACCCGCCAUCACACUCGCUGGCCCCGGCGCCCGGUAUGGCGUAUCAAAUGGAUACGUUCGAUUUGACGGGGGUAGAGCAGCUGUACAUCUCCGGCGGCCCGGCACUGUCGAUGGAGCAGCAGGUUGCCUCGCUCGAGUCUCUCCCGCCACUGUUGCCGGUCUCUGAAGGCUACCCUGGAAGCAUCGCAGACGCGUUUGCCUUCUCAAUGGACCAGUCGCAACAGUCAAUGUACAGUGAGUACGAGCCCGCGCAGCAGGAAGAACCGCCGGCCACAACGCAAUCUGCGCCUUCGCACGCGCAAUUCUUCGAAGCGUAUCACCACCAGAUCCGCACCAUCUUCACCCUCGCGCACCACGGCAGCCUGCGAGACAUUGGCGGAAACCUACUAGUCGCAUCCCACUAUCUUCUGGACAACGUCGAGGCACUCGGUCUGACGCGCGACGAGCAGGAGCUGAAUAACGACCGCCUCCGCCUGUGGGGCGAGUUCAACUACUCCUGGCUCGUGACCCUGCAGAAGCAGCUCGACCUCAGCAUUCAAGACCAUCCGCUGCUGGAGAGCCAGUCGAUCAUGAGCGUGCAGGCGCUCGAGAGGCUGUCUAGCGAACUCGUCCGGCUCUGCGACGGCAUUGAGCGCUUCGGGCUGGUGGAUUAUCAGAUGGGCGUCGAAGAGGAGGAUAUCAUGGAUCUUCUGCUGCGAUGUCUGGAUGCGCUCGGUGUUGCUGAGGUAGCAGGAUGA